CCAUCUUCCAACCAACCAUCCUCAGCAGCAGGCUGUCCAUAAUUCUUCGUUCAGAGAGCAGAGUGUAGAUAAUCCGUAAGAGCAAAAGAAGAAAAGCUUGGACUUUAGCUAAAGACCAACUAAACUGACAAAUUCAAUAGCAUUUGGCGACAUUCCAGACUGAGAAAAACCCAUUUUUGCACUGAGUUCGUACAUGAGAGAGUGACGCUCAGUAUCAAAAUUGCUCAAAUUUCCCUAAAAUAUUCAGUAUAGCAACUUUUCCCGGGAAAAUUAGACAAGAAACCAAACAGAGGUAGCGAGAGGAAGAAAGAGGGAUACUUGGAAUUGGUGACGUCGGUGAAGAGGGCAAAGGACAGAGUGUUCCCGCUGGAGAUUUCGAAAACCUUCAUGGCUGUUCCCCUUGUUGCUGCUGCUGUCUCCACGAUACUUGGACGAUAAUCAAAAUCCCAAGUAAAAUCUGCCGUCGCUUUGCUAGGGUUUAUCUUUGGUUCCUGAUAAACUGUGGGGCAUCUAACACGACAACCUCGGGGAACCUGACGUACGUACCGGAUGAUGGGUUCACGGCAGCCGGGAACAAGACCACCAUAAAGAACCCGGACGUCAUGCCCAUCCUCAGAGACCUCAGAUUCUUCCCAGACAAUUCCGCCAGGAAGUACUGUUACAUGAUCCCCGUGAGCAAGGGCGGGAAGUACCUCAUUAGGACUUCCUACUUCUAUGGUGGGUUUGAUGGCGGGACAGUCCCUCCGGUGUUUGAUCAGAUUGUCGAUGGCACCAAGUGGAGCACCGUUGACACCAGGGAGGAUUACGCCAAGGGGCUGACAAGCUAUUACGAGCUUGUUGUUGCUGCCAUGGGGAAGAUCCUAAGUGUCUGCCUUGCACGGACCCCGCAGACUGUCUCGGACCCAUUCAUCUCGGUCCUGGAGGUAGAGUACCUCGACGAUUCAGCGUACAACUCAACAGAUUUCAAGAAAUACGCUCUUGGAACGGUGGCUAGGACCACAUUUGGGAACAACGAGGAUGACAUGAUUGGUUAUCCAGAUGAUCAAUACAACCGGUACUGGCAUCCCUUCAUGGACAAUAACCCGACAGUCGGUAGCAAGUCCAUUAUAGAGCCUUUCAGCUUCUGGAACGUCCCUCCAGUGAAGGCCUUCUCGACUGCUCUAACAACUAGCCGAGGGAAGACCCUGAAGAUCCAGUGGCCCCAGGGUUCACUCCCCAAGAGCCUCUACUAUAUCUCGCUGUACUUCCAGGACAGCCGAACCAAGAGCCCCUACAGUUGGAGGGUUUUCGACGUCUCAAUAAAUGGGAACAAGUUCUAUUCGAAACUCAAUGUCACAACUGAUGGGGUUUCUGUGUUCGCUGCAGAGUGGCCUCUGUCUGGGCAGACCGAGAUCGAGAUGACUCCUGGGGACGGAGUUCCUGUGGGGCCAUUAAUCAAUGCUGGCGAGGUUUUCCAGUUAUUGCCUAUGGGUGGAAGAACGCUUACUCGAGAUGUGAUGGCCAUGGAAGAUUUGGCUGAAACUUUUGACAACCCACCUUCCGAUUGGAGUGGAGAUCCCUGUCUUCCUAAGGAUCACUCAUGGACUGGAGUUACCUGUUCCGAUGGAAACCUUGCUCGGGUUGUCAGUUUGAACUUAACAGGAAUUGGGCUAUCCGGAACUCUGCCUUCCACCUUGGGGAACUUAACCGCAUUAUCAACCCUGUGGCUGGGGGGUAACAAGCUCUCCGGAAAUAUCCCGGACAUGGGGACCAUGAGGGAACUUAAGAGCCUGCAUUUGGAGAAUAACCAAUUUGAAGGUCCAAUACCAAAGUCACUGGGCGAACUCCCAGAAAUCCAGGAAAUAUUUCUCCAGAACAACAAGUUUACUGGUGGCAUCCCUGAGAACAUGCGGAGAAACGGCUUAACUAUUAAGGUUUAGACCGGGAAAAGUCUGUUGUGCUAGGAGUGGGUUUACUGGAAGCUGCCGACCGCAAUCUGGAGACAGUGAACUUUCACUACUGGCAGAUGUGGAUGUAGAUGGGAUAUUGAAUCAAACAUGGAAGAACUUUUGGGUACAGAGACAAAACAAGGGACUAAUCAACAAUUCUUUGUUCUUGGCAGUUGGGGGAUGGGCUGUACAAGGUUGUAAUGUAAUCUACUCUGUGAACUGUACAUUUAUGUAAGACAACUGAUGAAAUAUACGAAUCAUGAGCCGAGAGACAAAAUUUCGAAGGA
Punica granatum (pomegranate) is the source of this 2215-nucleotide messenger RNA. Lineage: Eukaryota; Viridiplantae; Streptophyta; Magnoliopsida; Myrtales; Lythraceae. The record is from RefSeq and is a predicted model, not a curated record.